Molecule: messenger RNA, 5237 nt
Organism: Gambusia affinis (western mosquitofish)
Lineage: Eukaryota; Metazoa; Chordata; Actinopteri; Cyprinodontiformes; Poeciliidae
Gene: runx1
Product: RUNX family transcription factor 1
Exons: 8
Coding region: 252-1703 (483 amino acids)
Biological process (GO): hemopoiesis; neuron differentiation; regulation of transcription by RNA polymerase II
Cellular component (GO): nucleus
Molecular function (GO): ATP binding; RNA polymerase II cis-regulatory region sequence-specific DNA binding; DNA-binding transcription factor activity, RNA polymerase II-specific
Source: RefSeq, a predicted model, not a curated record
AGCUGCUCGACACUUUUUUCUCAGAUCGAUCACAGAUCUCAACAAACCUCUUUCUGUUUUGGAGAGCUGAGCCACUUUGGGCUUGCAGUCUGGCUCAACCGGCGCGUCUGGGAUUUUACCCACAUACCAGAAAUAACAACCAGCACCUCUGCAGGUUUUAAAGAGUACCGAGUAGUGUGAAAGAACUGCGGGACUGCAGGCGAAGGUCCUGGAGAACUCUGAGGUCGUGUUGCUGACACUGAGGCGCACAGAUGGUGUUUCUGUGGGAUGCAAAAUACGAUCCAGCCUCUGGUAGGCGAUACACUCCCCCCUCCACUUCCCUCGCCUCAGGGGGGAAAAUGGCCGAGGCUUUGCCUCUAGGAGCCCAGGAGGCUGGUGGAGGGGCCACCGUGAUGGGCAAGUUCCGCAUAGCGGACCACAGCAUGGCUGAAGUGAUUUCUGAUCAUCCAGGAGAGCUGGUAAAAACUGACAGCCCAAAUUUCCUCUGCUCUGUCCUGCCUACUCACUGGAGGUGUAACAAGACUCUUCCCAUUGCUUUUAAGUUAGUGACCCUGGGUGAUAUUCCUGAUGGUACUUUGGUAACUGUCAUGGCUGGAAACGAUGAGAACUAUUCAGCUGAGCUUCGCAAUGCCACCGCGGUCAUCAAGAAUCAAGUGGCCCGAUUCAAUGACCUGCGAUUUGUCGGCCGCAGUGGGAGAGGAAAAAGUUUCACUCUCACAAUCACAGUGUUCACCAACCCUCCCCAAGUGGCUACAUAUCAAAGAGCUAUCAAAAUCACAGUGGAUGGUCCCAGAGAGCCACGACGUCAUCGUCAGAAGCUGGACGAGGUCAAACCUGGCUCAUUGGCUUUCUCUGAGAGGCUUACAGAGCUGGAACAGCUGAGAAGGAGCUCUAUCAGAGUAACGCCUCCUCAUAAUCAUCAUCAUCAGCAAUCUGCAAACAGCCACCAAUCUGCAGUCCUCACUUCUGCAACAUUUUCUAGCCCUCCACACUCUGGACUAACAGCUGAUUCCAGACAGAUACAGUCUUCUCCAUCCUGGUCCUAUGAUCAGUCUUAUCCCUACCUUGGCCAGAUAACUACUCCCACUGUUCACACAACUGCUCCACUUUCACCUGGUCGCUCUUCUCUUGGUGACCUGUCCUCAAGACUCACAGGUCCUGACCUUACAGCCUUUGGUGACCCCAGGAUGGCUUUGGAGCGGCCUUUCAGCUCCCUUCCCUCCCUGCCGGAUUCUCGUUUCUCUAACCCUCGGGUGCACUAUCCUCCUACAGGAGCUGCAUUCACAUACACGCCAACCCAUAAUCCAGUCUCUAAUGGUGCAAUCAGCAUCACUAUGGCGACAGCCAUGGCAACCACCCAGACAGGACGGUACCAUACAUAUUUGCCUCCACCGUAUCCUGCAAACACCCCUCACCAAGCUCAGAAUGGGCCGUUCCAGUCUACUUCAUCUCCAUACCACCUGUACUACUCAGCCACCACCGGCUCAUACCAGUUCUCUAUGAUGGCAGGGGGAGGAGGAGGCAGUGACUCACAUUCUCCACCUCGUAUCCUCCCACCUUGUACCACUGCAUCCACAGGUUCUUCUCUUCUACACCCUUCUUUGCCUAAUCAGAAUGAGGGAGUGGGUGUGGAGGUGGAAUCCAGCCACAGUAGCUCACCAACAAACAUGGUUGCUGCUGAAGCUGUAUGGAGACCAUAUUGAGUCACCUGAGACAGUGACAACAGAUUUUUCUACUCUUAUCUCACCAAUGCUGCUAAGAGUAGACUCACCUGAAAUGAGUAUAUUUUAUAUAAUGACAACUCAAGGACUAUGUGAGUCUUAUCUUUACAACAUUUAAGUUGUUUGACAGUGGCGGUUCUAGAUUAGAUUUACCGGCAGGGGGUGGAGCAGUUCUUUUUCAUUGAGGCACAGUACAAAACAAAAAAAAAAACAGGGCAAUAUUUCAUAAGUUAAGUAAGUCACAGAGCCAUUUGGUUGUCCGGAGUUGCAGAUUGAAGACUCUUCAUCUGGCAGAUGAAAACUGUUAUUCUAUCUCAAUGUGGCUGAAACUAAAAGAGCAACACUUUAAAGCCACAGUAUGAAACCUUUAUAAAAAAUAUAUUUUUCACAUAUUUGUUGAAGUUGUCACCAUGUUGUGGUAUGAGGCAGAGCUAAACUAGAACAACCAGUCAGAGCCCGGAGGUGAGGGUUAGCGCUGUCAUUCACUGUGUCCUGUGGUGCUGCCAGCUUUUACCAGCAGAUUCUGUUGUGAGUACUCAGGCUACUUAGCACAGCUACUGAUGGCAGUGGGUAAAAUGGUUUUUCUGUAACAGUAACUUAUUUCUCUGCCAUUAGCACGUUUAGUGGCGAUUACAUGAGGAUUAGUGAUGGCACAGAGACCGCCCUCCUGGCUCUGAUUGGUUGUUUUUGGUCGGGGGCAGCUCAGGGAGGAAGGUCCAUCUUUAGGCAGAUUAUAUGUCUUGUACUGUUAAGAUAUGGUGACAGUUUUAACAAUUAUGUAAAAAACAUGUUAUUUAUAAACAUUACAUACUACAACUUUAAUUAAUUCAUUGUAAAAAUAAAACUGAAGGAAACCAACAUAAUUGGCCCAACAUAGCAAUAGCUGCCUUUCUGUUAACCGUACAAUUGCGCAAAUUAUACGGUUAAUGGACAAUUUGAGCAAUUAUCUGUUAAGCAAAUUUGCAAAAUUCACACAACAAAAUUUUAUAAAUUCCACUUCAUCUCAUGAAAUCUCAAGCUGGUAAAAAAACCUCACGUUUUUUGAUAAAAAGCAUUUGCGCUAGGAUGAGAUGGUUUUUCGGCCUUAUUGAAAGACUUUUUUCACAUCACAAGAGUAAUGGGCAGGAUGUUACUACUGGCGAAAACCAGAAGAAGACAGAAAAUACUAGAAGGAUGAUGGUUUGUUUUUUGGGGGGAGGGGAACUGGACAAUGUUCAGCUGGCUCCACAAAAACUCUCACAGCAUCUCACAUUUUAUAAAAGUUGUAUGGCAUUAGAGCGUGUUGAAUCUUUGCUGUAAAAUGACUAACUACAAUUUCCCCAAAAUGCCACCUACAUAGUCUCAUAUCAUCAUAAAUUGAUUUUGUAUUAUCACUUUAUUACAGAGGUCAUAACAGGGUUCAGGACCAGUUCUGAAGGGGCACUGGGCCUUGUUUGUCCCUGUUGUUUGACAGACUGAAAAAAGCCAAAGUCUUCACCCUGUCAAACUGGAAUUGGAUAAGCUAUUCAAUCUUUAUGGCCUCCUGAUUUUUGCAUCACAUACACAAAAUAACUUUAUCUCAUAUCUCCAAACAUUACCAGUAAUGUAUUGUUUUCUUAAAAAAGCCUUGACCUGUUGAGUAAACUGUUCACUUUCUGUAAGGUUUACAAAAUGUUACUGAACCACACAUAUGUAGAUUUUGGUGUCAUUUCUAGUGAAUGUAUUUCCAAUUGGUUUCACACUAGGACUGUGUGAAUGUGGAUCACCAACAGUACAGCAUGUGUUUUUAUACCAGUGAAGAAACGUGUCAGUUUGUGCAACUUACUCACUUAAUGACUUGUUUUACAUUUUUGCUCAGAAAGGAGUUUCACUUUACAAAUGUAUGGGAUUCAGUGUCUCACAUCUGGACACAUAGAGUAAGAGGUGAAAAGUCAAAGUUAAGAGGCAUUGGUUCUAUACAUUGGAUGCCAAUUAAAGAGUUGGAAAGUAUGCAGACAUUUAUUCUAUGUUAGCUAACUUGAAUUUAACACUUUAAUGGUAUCAUAUUUCUGCCUAAAUGCAAUAGAGUAGCAAAGUGGAGUCCUUCCAAAAACAAAACAAGGGCUACACCAAUUAACUGAGUAUUAAUCUUAUUUUCAAAGGCCAUAUUUUAGUGCAUCAGAUGCACAUUGUAUUUUCCAGGCUGAAUGACACUCAUUACACAAAGAAUCAAUCAUAUUUAUUCUCCUUUUGAUUGCCACUGCAGAUUAUAUUCCCCCAUUUCAUACUAAGCCAAGCAUCUUCUUCUGUCACAUUGACUUUGCAUGCCCUCUUUCACUUUACCCAUCAAUCUUCUCUGCAGCCUCUUCUUCAUCACCAGCAGCUCCAUGUUUAACAUCUGUUGUCCAAGAAAUGCACCAAGCCCUCUGCACAUGUCCAGACUCCAUCAGUCUUGCCCCCAGCUGGCUGUCCUUUGGAUUUUCUCUUCUGACCAUUUUGUUUGCUCUUAAUGGAACUCUUAAAAUUAUCGUGUCUUCAUCUACAAAUCGUUGUCCUAUGUUUUUAUUGGGUCCUUCAUCUCCCAACAUCACAGCAGUGGAUUCAUUAUGCAGUCAUUCCCAAAAGAUUUGAUCCUUAUGCACAUUUUAUAAACUUCACUGCUUGACUCUUGUUAAAGCUUAUUGUCAGGUGUCUGGUGUUCUGAAGUUUUAUAAUAAACAUUUCAUAAACCAUAAGCUGUUAAUGACAAGUGAAUCAAGUUUAUGCAAACUGUUGAUGUUUCCUUUUGUUAUGACCACAUCGUCCCAGUGUCCUGACUGUCUGUGCUAACUUGUUAAAUUUUCCUACUAUCACAGCUAUGUCUGUCGGUGCUACCCUUUGAAAACCGCUAGUCAUAUUUAUAUACAAAUGAAGCAGUCAGAUUGUGUCCACCAAAGGUCAAAGGUCACUGUGCACCUGAAAUGAUAAGGUAUCUUAAUAUACCAUAGAAAUACACAGCUUCAAUCCCACAUAAUAUCGCUACCAACCUGCUCUAUUUAGCACAGUUUAAUUAAAAAAGUGUUAUUAAACUAAAAUAUUUUAAAGUAUAGGGACAACAUAGCCCACAAAACAACGUACUUUGUCCUGAUUCACAUGGUUGACGCCAAGCAAUGACUUUCUUGUUUACAGUAUUCAGUACAGUAAAGACAUUGCAGACAGCAAACUAGUCAUUUACAAAUAUGUUUACAAGCUGCCUUAAAAUAUGCAUAAUACAACAGCUUACUAAAGCCAGGUACAAAAUAAAUUAGAUAAAACUUACGUUAAUCUUCAAUGAAAUAAAACAGACGAAAGAAAACCUCCUCCGAUAGGAAUAAAUCUGAGUAAGCAGUAUGUGACAUCGACGUGCGAACGCACGUUGCCACGAGGUAGGACGGAUGGAUGGGUAGCACAGAUAGUCAGAACACCUGUUUGUUAAAAAAAUUAACUUGCCUAAACACAAUGGCAUUAUUGUAUACAGUCAAUAAAAUCUUUUUUUUCAUCCAUUCUUAUAGCUUCAGUUCCCAUAUUACCACAGUAAUA